Messenger RNA from Harmonia axyridis, 2038 nucleotides. RefSeq names its product adenosylhomocysteinase-like 1. NCBI's taxonomy places the organism in Eukaryota, Metazoa, Arthropoda, Insecta, Coleoptera, Coccinellidae. Gene Ontology annotation, biological process: L-methionine cycle. Gene Ontology annotation, cellular component: cytosol. The transcript has 12 exons. The record is from RefSeq and is a predicted model, not a curated record. Bases 284 to 1867 code for a protein of 527 amino acids.
AUUCAGGUUAGGUAGAUUGUGGCAAUUCUCACCUGUAAAAAUUAAUCUGUGCAUAUAAAUCAAUAAGAAAACAAUUAAACAGACAAAUCAAGAUUUCUUCAAACACUCAUGCUUGUAUUGGUUGACAUAUGGAAUAAGACGACAAAAAAGUCGCAAAUCCAAGAAAUAUUUUAAAUUUUAGUUAAGUGGCAUUCAGUAAAGAUUGUAUGGCAGAAACAACUUUGUAGAGUAGAAGUCAAUUGUUUACUGUUAUUUUGUAUUCUACCAAUUUUAUGUAAAAAAUAUGUCUGACACUAUAGAAAUUAAAGCUAUUGUAGGAAAUAAAACUACAAUAUCUGAUUGUCCAGUAACUGACCCAGCUUCCACAGUUAAGGGUUUAGAAGAGUCAAAUGCUUUCAUCUCCAGGUCUAAGUUGGAUGCAAAAACUUCCAGCGCUUUGAAAAAAUCAAGUCGUUACCGAAGCCGCUCCUUAUCAGCAUCUUCAACAGAUUCUUACAGUUCAGCUUCUUGCACUGGGAGUAGUUCAGAUGAUGAUGAUAUCUCACCAAGAGAGAAAAUCCAAAAGAAUUCAAAUGGAAAUUUUGAUUUUUGCGUCCGUAACAUCACCCAACAUCAUUUUGGCAGACGAGAAAUUGAGAUAGCAGAACAAGAAAUGCCUGGUAUUAUGGCACUUCGAAGAAGAGCAGCAGAUGAUAAACCUCUAAAAAAUGCUAAAAUUGUCGGUUGUACGCAUAUUAAUGCCCAGACAGCUGUUCUUAUUGAAACAUUGGCUGCUUUAGGAGCUAAUCUGAGGUGGGCUGCAUGCAAUAUUUAUUCAACCCAGAAUGAAGUAGCAGCAGCUCUGGCCGAGGCAGGUUUUUCGAUAUUUGCAUGGAGAGGUGAAACAGAAGAAGAUUUUUGGUGGUGUAUAGACAAAUGUGUUAAUGCUGAAAAUUGGCAGCCUAAUAUGAUUUUAGAUGAUGGAGGUGAUGCCACGCACCUCAUGCUCAAAAAAUAUCCAGCCAUGUUCAAAAUGAUUAAGGGUAUUGUUGAAGAAAGUGUUACAGGUGUCCAUCGACUGUAUCAGCUGUCCAAAGCAGGCAAACUGACCGUGCCUGCUAUGAAUGUUAAUGACUCUGUUACUAAAACUAAAUAUGAUAACUUAUAUAGCUGCAGAGAAUCUAUUAUCGAUAGUUUGAAGAGAUCUACAGAUUUGAUGUUUGGUGGGAAACAAGUUGUAAUUUGUGGAUUCGGAGAAGUGGGUAAAGGUUGCUCUCAAGCCUUAAAAGGCCUAGGAUGUGUUGUGUAUGUAACAGAAAUAGAUCCCAUUUGCGCACUUCAAGCUAGUAUGGAUGGAAAUAGGGUAGUCAAAUUGAAUGAGGUCAUAAGAAAUGUAGAUAUUGUCAUAACUGCUACAGGAAAUAAGAAUGUGGUGACUAGAGAACACAUGGAUAAAAUGAAAAAUGGAUGCAUUGUUUGUAAUAUGGGUCAUUCUAAUACAGAAAUCGAUGUAAAUAGUCUAAGAACUCCAGAUCUGACAUGGGAAAAAGUUCGUUCCCAAGUUGAUCAUGUUAUUUGGCCUGAUGGUAAAAGGAUAAUAUUGUUGGCUGAAGGUCGAUUGGUUAACUUGAGCUGUUCAAGUCUUCCAUCUUUUGUUGUUUCUAUCACUUCAGCAACACAAGCCCUAGCCCUUAUUGAACUUUUCAAUGCUCCUGCUGGCAGAUACAAAUCUGAUGUUUAUCUGCUACCAAAGAAAAUGGAUGAGUAUGUAGCAAGUCUUCAUUUACCCACAUUUGAUGCCCAUUUGACUGAAUUGACUGACGAUCAAGCAAGGUAUAUGGGGCUCAACAAAGCUGGACCUUUUAAGCCUAAUUACUAUAGGUAUUAGAGAGCGAAAAAGAAGAGAUAAUAUUAAGUCAAUGUUAGAGGCAAACAACUAGAUGAUGACAAAAAUUUUUGCAGUAUUAUGUUCAAGAUUAUUGUUGAAAAUUGAAAUUUCAUAUAAUUAAUUUGACGCUAUUGUUAUUAGUUAUUGUUAAUAAUUGAAGUCAUACUUUGA